UCUCUAUAAGCUAUUCAAAUUGUUGUUGUUGAAUGUUCAACGGAUAUUCAAGAUUAUCCAGUUAAACAGCCUCAACAAUAGCUACAGUUUCAUAUUAUUAUAUUUUGAAAUUCAAGUGGAAAAAUUUCAUACGCACUGCAUCUGUGCAGAAAAGCAAGUGCAGUAAAAAAAAGAAAAAAUAUUGGUGAAUUUUAAUCGGAAGCAAAAGUGAUUCGAAACCGUGAAGUUUCAUGUGAAGUGUGAGGAAAUUGAAUUUUUUUCUGCAGAAAAAAAAAGAGAAAUUCUUUUUCGAAAAAAGGCAGUACGGUGGAGGAGGACCGUACACUUUUUUGGUCAAAAAUUCAAGUUUCAGGAUUCGUUCGGCGUACACAUUCAAAAAAUUCCGAACGGAACUGCGUGAAAAUGAAUUGAAUAAAUACCAUCCAUGCAAUCACAUUCAAGCACACAUUUCCAAAUGGAAAAGAGUCCAUACAAAAUGAAAUGAAAGUUGUUAAAACGAGAGCUCAACAAUAUUUACAGCAAAAACUUGGUUUAAUUAGAAAAACUAAAAAAAAAACGAGUUCUCUCGGUAAAAACUAUUGAAAACCGAACGUUGUACAAAAUUUUUAAAUGAUUGGAGAGGCGAACACUUAACAUUUGUACAUAUAUACAAAAUUAAAAUUCAUUUCAAACCACACAACCAUAUAUCCACGAACAUCGAACGUGAUUUGAAACCGAACGGAAUCCGAUACGAGGAACGAAAACUAAGUAGAAUGUCGGUCGAAGAGUCAGAUGCACCGCAAUACAUUGUAACCGCUCCGGGCGAGGAGAAUAAUGAUGAAGACGAUGAUAAAUCAUCGACGACGACUACAACAUCCACCGCAACGGCCAAAUCGACAGCAACUGCCGUAAAUGUCAAGAUAAAUAAAACUCAUAAUACGCGUAGCCAAAGUUUGCAAUCGUCCACCACAACAAUUUCGGCAGGUGGGGCUGGCGGAGGUGGAAUCGAUCAACAACUGAAUUCAAAUGCAACAUCGUUGCUGCAACAGCUCAAAGCACAGUCCAGCAUAAAUAUUGUGACAGAGAAGCACGUGCAAAAAUUUUCAAGUAGUCAAACAACAACAGCAACCACGACGAGCAGUAGUUCGACAUCGGCAACGGGUACAAAAAGUAAAUUCACCAGCUUUUUACAGCAUCCGGAUACUUCAGCAAUGUCACACGGUGCAACAUUUUUAACAGCACAACAAAAGCAUGUUCGUCAAUUUGUGCGCUCAACAUCGGCACAUUCAUCGACCGAUAGCGCUGCUGGGGGCAUUUCCAUUUCGGGCAAAGCUGAAAAAUGCAUGCGAAGCACAUCACAACAAAUUGACGAUGAUCAUCAUAGCUUUUCCACCGAAUAUACAAACAAGGGAUUACAACAAUCGGCUGCCAUUCUCAUAUCAAAAUCAGCCGAAACCAUCGAAGGUUUUCGCUCGAGCUCAUCAACAUCGGGCAGUAUGCGUACACAACUUACAUUGUCCGGCGGAUUCUUAGCACCACCAAAUCGAAAACUUACCAUUUUGAGUCCGGUUCAUGCACCGCCCGGUUUGCAAGAACUACUCAAAAAGCAUCGAUCUCCGCUAUCACCACGCAUUAGCUUUCCAGGCACCGAUACCGAACUAUUUCCUUUUGAUGUUGAAAAUGGACAAGGAGCACGAUCACCGCUGGAAGGUGGUUCGCCGAGCGCAGGUCUUGUUUUACAAAAUCUUCCACAACGCCGCGAAUCAUUUCUCUAUAGAUCUGAUUCCGACUUCGAAAUGUCGCCAAAAUCAAUGUCACGAAAUUCCAGCAUUGCAAGCGAAAGGGAAAGUCGGAGUAAUGUUGCAAAUGUUGCACCCAUACGUGAAGAGUUUAAAGAGCAAGAGCAACAGGUUUUAGCCGACCGAUCCCAUGGUGGAGAAGACUUGAUUGUGACUCCGUUUGCUCAAAUAUUGGCCAGUCUUCGUUCAGUACGGAACAAUUUUUUAAGCUUGACAAAUGUAUCAACAUCAAAAUCAAAGAGGUCAGCUGCCACACCUUUAAGCAAACCAAUAGUGCCGGGUGAUGAGCAAUACGUCCGCUUAGCAAUGGACACUAUGGAAGAGUUAGACUGGUGUUUAGAUCAAUUAGAAACAAUUCAAACACAUCGCAGUGUUUCUGACAUGGCAUCGCUUAAGUUUAAACGAAUGCUGAAUAAAGAGUUAUCACACUUUAGUGAAUCAAGUAGAUCUGGUAAUCAAAUCUCAGAAUACAUUUGUUCAACAUUUUUGGACAAGCAACAAGAAUUUGAUUUGCCAUCGCUCCGAAUCGAUGAAAAUGAAAUUGCACAAUUGAAUGCGCAAAAGAAUCGAAGCCGAUCACCACGUUUUGGUGGACCACCGAUGUCACAAAUAUCAGGUGUAACACGUCCAUUGUUAUCGCACACCAAUUCAUUUACGGGUGAACGUUUGCCAACAUUUGGUGUUGAAACGCCGCACGAGAAUGUAUUGGGCACCCUAUUAGGCGACAUAGACACAUGGGGCAUUGAUAUAUUUAAAAUAAGUGAAUUAAGUUGUCUUCGUCCGCUAACAUGUGUCGCAUACACCGUAUUUCAGGGUAGAGAUUUGUUAACUGCUCUUAUGAUACCACCGACAACUUUUCUUGCAUUCAUGGCCACUCUAGAGGAUCAUUACGUCAAAGACAAUCCAUUUCAUAAUUCAAUGCAUGCGGCCGAUGUCACACAAAGCACAAACGUACUGCUAAAUACGCCGGCACUUGAGGGCGUUUUCACGCCGCUCGAAAUUUGUGGCGCUCUAUUUGCUGCCUGCAUACAUGACGUCGAUCAUCCCGGUUUAACUAAUCAAUUUUUAAUAAAUUCAAGUUCCGAACUAGCAUUAAUGUAUAAUGACGAAUCUGUUUUGGAAAAUCAUCAUUUAGCUGUUGCCUUUAAAUUACUCCAAAAUCAAGGAUGUGAUAUAUUUUGUAAUAUACAAAAAAAACAACGUCAAACGUGCCGCAAAAUGGUUAUCGAUAUUGUUUUAUCAACGGAUAUGUCUAAACAUAUGAGUCUGCUAGCUGAUCUGAAGACGAUGGUGGAAACGAAAAAGGUGGCUGGUUCGGGCGUACUUUUAUUAGAUAAUUACACAGAUAGAAUUCAGGUGUUAGAGAAUUUGGUACAUUGUGCCGAUUUGAGUAAUCCGACAAAGCCGUUACCAUUGUACAAACGAUGGGUGAGUUUGCUCAUGGAGGAAUUCUUUUUGCAAGGUGACAAAGAGCGUGAAAAUGGCAUGGAUAUUAGCCCAAUGUGUGAUCGUCACAAUGCAACAAUUGAAAAGUCUCAAGUUGGAUUCAUUGAUUAUAUUGUGCAUCCGUUAUGGGAAACAUGGGCCGAUUUAGUCCAUCCCGAUGCCCAAGACAUUUUAGAUAUGCUCGAAGAAAAUCGUGACUAUUAUCAAAGUAUGAUACCACCAUCACCGCCACAAACUGACGAAGAUAUAGCUGACGACCGUAUUCGCUUCCAGAUAACCGUUGAAGAAUCGGACAAUGAAAAUGACGACGACGACGACAAUGAUGACGACGACGGUAAUGGUGAUGACGAGGCAACAGCAACGACAGCUGGUACAAGCAAAGAUGCUGGCAAACCAUCAACAAGUCAAAAUCAAACGACACACACAGGAAUGUGACGGAGAGUAGUUGGAUUAUGUCGUAAGCUCACUGAAAAAGCGCAUACAUUUUUACUAAUCAGAUGAGAUAAAAAAUAAAAUUGAGAGAGAGAGAGAGAAAGAGAAAUUAAACAUAAAUAACGCGCCACCACCGCAACUACACUUCACUACCGUCUGGUUCACUUCUCAAAAAUCAUAUCCGGAGAAAACACCUCCAUUUAUAUACAUUUUACAGAAAUACACACCAGAAACAAUUUUCAUUUCAUCCAUCACAAAAGCAUGCAAAAAUCGAUUUAUAAAAUCAUCGGCACAGAAACAACGGUAUAUUCUAAAUGAACAUGUUAAUUUUAACUGACAUUUUUCUUUCUUUUCACAUCCAUCGUCAAUCAGACCCCCACUUCCUCUCAAACAAAAAAGUUUAUUUUCUAAUUUUUAACCGAAAAAAAGGAAUUUGUUUGAUUUUAUUCGAGAAGAAAAAUGAGUGAGCGUGUUUUUUUGUUUUAAACUAAUUUACUUCGUGAAAUCUGGAGUGCUAACAUUUUUUUAGAUACAAAUAUUAAUGAAAAAAAAUUACAAGAAAAAAAGUAUGUGCUAUGAAAAAAACUCAAAAAGAAUAAAAAGAAUUGUAAAUUAGAAUUUUUAUGACGGUUACGAAAAAUACUGUGAAAGAAAGAAAGGAAAACAAAAAAUUAUAAAAGAAUUAACUAUAUUGACACUUAGGUAAAUUAUAUGAAAAAAAAAACAACAACCACUAAAUUUAUGCAGAAGAAAAGAAUCUGCGACACGACUUUUCUCUCAAGUUCGAGUUUUUGUGUGAUGUAAUAUGAAAAGAUAAAAAGAAUCCAGCAACCCAAACAAAUCAAUUGUAAAAUUGCACAUUGACAGAGAAACAUCUCUUAUAUUUCCAACAAUUAAAGAAGAAAAAAAAACAAAAUAAAACAAUUAUAUGAAGAUAACACAACAAAAAACACACACACAUUAAUGUAUUGAAAAAUCGUAAUUAACUAAUUUAAAUUCUAGCAAAUAAUGAACUUGGUGUGCAUAGAACAUUAUGUAUCAUAAGUAUCUAAAUUUAACAACAAUAGAAUCAACAAAAAAAACAAUUUAAAUCAUAGGUACUGAAAUUGUAUAUUAAUAUUUAUUUUUAAAAAACAAAAUUGAACAGAAAAAAAAAUUACCAAAUUUACUUUCAACAAAAGAGCAUGCAGAAGUCGUUGCACGCGAUUGCUAUUGCGUGACGAUUUUUUAAUGAAAACUUGAACAAUUCAGUUCAUUUUUUCUUAGCCAAUAUAUCUUUGUGUUCCAAUUUGAAUUUAAUGUCGAAAGUGAAAGAGAAAGAGAGAGAGAAACUAAGAAAGAGAGAGUUGGGGAGAGUAUCGAAUUUCAAUAGUGAAAAUCAUUGAAUCGAUAAGCGAGAGUCAAUGAUUGAAAUUGAUGUCAGAUCUGUAAUACGCACGAAUAAGUGAAUGUGAUUGGACAGUUGGAUUGUAUGAUUUUCAAAUUGGCUGCGGUUGGGACUUUUGUUAUCUUCAUUGAAAGUAAAUCAAAGAUAAAAAGAAUAAUCAUUGUAAAAAAAUAUACCACAAAAAAUGAGCUUCUUUAUAUUUAUGUGUACAACUAAUGAAAAGUUUAAAUUAGACGAAAUAAUGAAUGGAAGCAUAGGGACGCCUCGUCACUUAUUUGUCGUGAUAAAAUAAUAAUAAUAAUAAUAGACAGACACUAGCGUACGCGCGCACAUACCGCCAACCUUUCAAACAAACAAAAUGAAUCCCUUGAAACAUCCAACAUUAAAACCUUACCAUCAAAUCGCCCACAAGCAUUUUAAAUAAGAAUACAUUUUUAAUGAAACAUUUAAUCAUAAUAAACAUUUUUUGCCCAGAUGAAGACACAACAACGUGCUUGUUACAUAAAAAAACAUAGUUCAAUGUGUAGAUUCCAAGUAGAUCAAAAUCGUAUUUAAAAUCCUGCAUAUAAAUCAUAUAAACCAGUGUUAAAUGUGCAUCGGCUUUGAAAAGAGAAACAUUUCUAGAAUCUAAACAAUGUAAAAUUAGCCAUCGUUUUAACCGUAGAAAAUACAAAAUAUUUGCUUGGACCACCAACAAACUACAAGAGAACAUCACUUAUUUCAAUGAAUCGCUAAACUGAUAUAAAUACAUAGUACAUAAUAUUUAUUAGCUGUCGUGGCUAUAUGAAAACAAAUUUCGGGGACCGUCGCAAUCCACAUGUUUUUUUCUCACAUUCUGAAUGUUCAAAACCGACGAUUUUCUUAUGUAAAAAUCGACACAAUACAAUCUCGAUAUACCAUCAUAAUUUAUUAUUCUUCAACUCGACCACUCAAAUUUAACUCACUUGAAUCACACACACAAAUACAAUUAAUAGUCGCCAUACGAUAAUUCGCGCCCGUUAUUCCCGCCAUUAUUUCAUACCAAACGCAGUGUUUUCUAUAUUAUUAAUUCAUCACUUAUCAUCUUCUGUUCUUCUGACACUCUAUUCUCUUUUUUUAAAUACAUUUCUUCCUCGUGCAUUCAAACUGAAACCUUUUUCUACAAAAUCCCAUUGCACACCAAACACAAUAUCUUACUAGAAAUCUAUUUAUUAAACUGAAAACAAUUGAAUAUUAUUUAUGCGCACGAACAUUUGACGUGAAACCAAACAAAAACAAAUUUGCAACAAAAAAAAAAGAUGAAAAAAUAUAAUAUUUAUCGUAUAACAUAAAAACCAGUAGAAUAUCAUACAUCAAAGAUGAGUAAAAUGUGCGACGGGCGGCGACUGUACGUUUGCUCAUUUUGUCGCACCUUUUGUUUUUCUUUUGCUGGAUAUGAAGAAAAAUUCAUUAAAUAAAAAAAACACACACAAUAUUUAAUUAUAUUUAAAGCAUAAAUAUUCAAUCAAUAUACAUACAACAACAACAAAUGAAGAAAAAAUAAUGAAUAUUAUUAUGAUGUAAAAUGUAAAUGUAUAGAUAAAUUUAUUUGGUUGUGACGCUGGCGUCACAAUAUUUCUACAAAAAAAUAUAUAUUCUAACAGCAGCAUACAAAGCAAAUGAUAUAAAAAGCGAGAGAAAAUAUAUUUUUUUUUAUUUAGUUUUUGUGCCGUUAUUUUAUUCUGUUUUUGAAAAAGAUUUUAAUAUCAAAUGCCACACAAUAUUAUAAAACAGGAAAAUAAAAAAAAUUAAUUAAAAAAGAUACUGUGAAUGUAGCGAAAGAUUUAACCAAAAAAAAAAAAAUCACAAAACAGGAACACAACGUUUUUUUUGUUCCAAAAUGUUCUUAUUUAUUUUCCCAUUUUUUGAUGAUGGUGAACAUGUUGAAAAAACAAACACACAUACAAAUUGAUAUUUGGUGUCUAAAACCACAUAAUAAAAUAGUUGAAAUGCACAUUAGGUGACGAAAACAACAACAACAAACAUAUUUGUCAAACAAGAGAUAAAAAAAUAACGCCAAAAACAUACUAAUUUACAUGGAUUGAAAAAAAAAAACAUAAACAAAGUUAGAGCAAGCAUUGCAUGUCUCGAGAGUAAACCAAAAAUGAAUAUCUAAUAUUUAAAAUAAACCAACAAUUUAGAAUAGAGGCGUGUAGUUUUAAUUCAACAAAGAGAAAAAAAAACCAAGCUAUUUGUAAUAAAUGUGUAAAAAAUAA
This is a messenger RNA of Contarinia nasturtii (swede midge), 7277 nucleotides long. RefSeq names its product cAMP-specific 3',5'-cyclic phosphodiesterase (gene dnc). Gene Ontology annotation, cellular component: perinuclear region of cytoplasm; nucleus; cytosol. Gene Ontology annotation, molecular function: 3',5'-cyclic-AMP phosphodiesterase activity. Gene Ontology annotation, biological process: signal transduction. The record is from RefSeq and is a predicted model, not a curated record. Bases 753 to 3659 code for a protein of 968 amino acids. Lineage: Eukaryota; Metazoa; Arthropoda; Insecta; Diptera; Cecidomyiidae. The transcript has 14 exons.